This is a messenger RNA of Durusdinium trenchii, 1593 nucleotides long. Lineage: Eukaryota; Dinophyceae; Suessiales; Symbiodiniaceae. The record is from the annotation of a GenBank genome assembly.
GGCCAGACCUCUUGGGAUUGGCCAAAAACCGAUCGAGCUGAGUAGGGAUCGAAUUCGUCCCGAUCCAUUUUUGGUACCUCUUCAGCAGCAGCGUCUUUGGCACCACACGUCCGGAUGUGGUCCCGCGCGGCGAAGGCACGCAGUGCACGCAGUGGCUGGAGCUUUGGCAGAGGAAGCCUCCUGGUGGCGCUGCUGGCUCUUCAAUAUGCCUCGCUGAGUUUCUGCAGGCUUCCGCUUCUCCAUCGCAGGACGCGGCUGGCACGCCACGCCAGCUUCGACCGGGAGCGGCUCAACAACGAAGCCACCUUUGCUGAAGGCCUUGUGAGGUCCUUUGAGGGCUUCUUCCAACCUGACGAGCCGCAACUUAGCCCCGAGGAACAAGAGGCGCAAGACCGGCAGCAGGCCUCCUCAGAGGCCACUGCUCAGGCGCUGCAGUCAUUAAGACUGAACGUCCAGGCUGGAGAAGACGACGAAGGUUUGCCUCUUCUCCGCGCGGCGCCGGUCUCGGUGUUGCAGUCCAAGGCGAAGCAGAGCGUGGUCAUCUUCGCAGUGCCUGUCGGCAAGGAACAACUCAUCACGGAUGUCCUUCUGUCAAUGAGGAUCGAGGCCAAGGGCUUCAGCGAGCGCAACGUGCUGGUGGCGCCGGCCAUUGUGGAUUUGACCUCGCGAAGGUUGGUGGAGCUCCCGCCCAACAUCAGGGCCUCGAAGCUUCUCCGUCAGAAGCCCAUCGCUUUGCCCCUGGAGACCUCCGGUGAGGAGACCGCGACGUGGGGCGAGGUGCUCAGCGCCGAGUUCGAAGAAGCAGAGCUCCAGGGCACCAACGAGGUCAUGGAGAUGGGGCUGGCCGUGAUCGUGGGGCGCGAGGGCGACAUUCUCCGCCGUGGCUUCGGGCGUCCCAGUUGGAAGGCCUUGAGAUAAGCUCGAAGGUCCGAGCGGAGAUAGUUGGGAUGCCUGAUGGAAGAGAUGUUGGGUCUGAAGCAACUCAGCAGAUGUUUGCACCCUAGCGCUCCUGGCCCACAUCCUCCGAAGGUCGGGACCAACCCCAUAUAACAUUUGCCCAACAGCCUAAUGGCCCGUGGGGAAUUUAGUACAUGUGCGGCCCAUCAAACCACCAGAUUUCGGAUGAAACCACCUUGAAUUCCACCUUGAGUGUGAAAACCUGGCCCACACAUUUUUUUGAUGGUGUCAAACUUUGUGGUGAAAACCACCGUCCAAGUGUGUAUGUAGAGUGCUUUUUUUGAACCUGCACCACCCAGAUUCGGCUCACGGCAGAUGCUAAAAGCAGGUCGACAUGCGAUGACAUGGGGAGGUCCAGAAACCAUCCAAAUUAUAUAGGUGGUGCUAUGCCCUAGGCCUCCAAGUACCUUCUGAGAAGGUGUUUGGGGUGGGUUUGGUCCAAAUACCUUCUGAGGAGGUACGACUGGAGGUGCUAUGGUGUGAGAUCAUCAGGGAGACCUGAAACACCGUUUUCGAAUGGGUUUUCCCUGCAGAAAGAAGGGGUCGGAGGUCUCUCGGUUGGAAGGCCCACUUCGUCUCACCGGGCUGACCGAUCUCCGCUAACCAUCCCAUUCUUUGUCAGACACAAGGGUGGGU